Messenger RNA from Paramisgurnus dabryanus, 2825 nucleotides. Its product is annotated as guanylate-binding protein 2-like. NCBI's taxonomy places the organism in Eukaryota, Metazoa, Chordata, Actinopteri, Cypriniformes, Cobitidae. The record is from RefSeq and is a predicted model, not a curated record. Gene Ontology annotation, molecular function: GTPase activity; GTP binding.
ACCAUAGAAAAAAAGCAUCGAGCGGACGAUCGUGAAUUGGGACUUGAGCAGCAGGUUUACAGCAGCAAUUUUCCGUUAAGAUAAUCCGUUAACUGACACAGGGCUUUUCACCUCAUAGUGACUAAAAUACGAUUUAAUUUGAUCAUUUUGUUUCGGUUUUGUACUUUCUCGUGUCUUAUUGAGAUGUCGCGUAACAUGGUGAUGUCAGCUCCAGUGUGUUUGAUCGACACUGAUGUAAAGGGGAUGAUGUGUGUGAAGAAAGAGGCUAAAGCCAUUCUGGACGGGAUAACGGAGCCGGUUGUGGUCGUGUCUGUGGUGGGACUUUACAGGACAGGCAAAUCUUACCUCAUGAACCGGCUUGCAGGACAACAGUCAGGCUUUGCUCUCGGUAACACUAUCGAGUCGAAGACCAAAGGCAUCUGGAUGUGGUGUGUCCCUCAUCCCUCUAAAGCAGGACACACUCUGGUGCUGCUGGACACUGAAGGACUUGGAGAUGUGGACAAGGGAGAUGAGAAACAUGACACUUGGAUCUUCUGUUUGGCUCUUCUGCUCAGCAGCACCCUUGUGUACAACAGCUUGGGAGUCAUAGAUAAUAUGGCACUGGAAAAACUACAUUAUGUAACGGAACUGAGAGAGCACAUCCGUAUAAAGGCAAAAGCAGAAAACAUGGAUGAAAGUGGACAAUACAUGAGUGUUUUUCCAGCCUUUGUCUGGACCGUUCGUGAUUUCUAUCUGGACCUAGAAAAGGACAAUAAACCAAUUACAGCUGACCAAUAUCUGGAGGGAGCUCUGGAUCUUAAACCAGGUGACUCUCGUAAGAUUGAGCGGUAUAAUCUGCCCCGCCGCUGUCUGCGAAAUUUCUUUGUGACGAGAAAGUGUUUUGUCUUCCCUCGCCCUGCUGCACCGAAGGACAUGAAGAGAAUGGAGAAGCUGAAGGAGGCUGAGCUCGAUCCAGAGUUCCUGCAAGAGGCAAACGUUUUCUGUCAAUACAUCUACAGCAGUGCACAGUCCAAAACUAUCAUGGAAGGUCGCACUAUCACUGGAACCGUUUUGGGAAAUCUGGCCGAAGUGUAUGUGGCGUCAAUCCGCAAUGGAAGUGUACCAUGUCUGGAAAACGCAGUGAUUUCCCUGGCUAAGAUCCAUAAUGGAAAAGCAGUGGAUGAAGCUCUUCAGCUCUAUGUGUCUGAGAUGCUCAAAUCAAUCCAGUUUCCAGUUGACCCAAAACAGCUGUCUAAUAUUCAUGAGCUUGCAGAGAAGAAAGCUAUUGAAGUCUUCAUUCGCAAGUCCUUCAAUGACACGGAUCAAACUUACCAACGCCAGCUUGCGAGGAGUAUUCAAAGUCAAUAUGAAGAAUUUUGUGAACAGAAUAAGGAAGAAUCUAAGAACGUCUGUCAGUCCGUUCUGAAACGUGUGUUUGAGCCGGUGGAAGACGGCUUGCAUAAUGGACACUACAUGAAACCUGGAGGAUACAGGCAGUAUAAAGACACACUUACACAGCUGGCCAAGGAUUACAGAUCAGAAACCGCAACGCAGUUAAUGAGUGAAGAAGUGUUGAGUAAGUAUUGGGAAGAAAAGGAAGAGUCUGGAAUGAUCAUUCUAGCAGCUGAUGAAUCUCUUACUGCAGCUGAACAUGAGAAAGAAGUGGAAAGACUAAAGAAUGAAGUUUUAGAACAGCAGCAAAGAGGUCUAGAGCAACAGAACCGGCUCCAGGUGCAGAUGAUGGAAGACCAGAAGAGAACCCAUGAUGAACAUGUGAGACAACUCAUGGAGAGGAUGGAGAAAGAACAGGAGAGAAUGAGGUUGGACAAUGAACGAGUGAUGGAAGCAAAACUUAAGGAACAGCGGGUUAUGCUCCAGAAUGGGUUCAGUAAUGAGGUCAGCCGCCUGCAGGCAGAGAUCAAUAGUCUGCGUGCACAGAAGCCUAAAGGUGGUUGCAGUAUCCUCUGAAAAUACUUAGAUAUAGCUAUAUACAGUAUUCACAGCAAAGUGUAACACAUAUUAAAUAAUAUGUAUAUUAAUAAUUAAACUGAAUGUAAUACAAACUGUUAUAGUUGAAAUAAUAGCGUUUUGAAGACUUUGAAGAUAAGGAAAAGUUUUCAGGACAUGGUACCGCAUGCUUGCCUUCAUGAGAACGGUCAAAGUCUACCUGCCUCUCAAAGCUUUUACUGAGCAAUUUGUAGUUGAUGGCAAACCAGGGUUGCAAAGGUGUGGAAAGUUUCCGGUAAAUUUCCUGGAAACUUUCCAUGGUAACUUAAUCUAGGGAAUUUUGGAAAUAUUACAAAUUGGAACCUUAAUUGGAAUUUAUGGGAGUUAUUUAGAAAUUUUGGAAAAUUUAUAUAAACUAUAUCAUAUGAUAAAAAAAAUGUUAAUUUAUGUUUGUAUAAGCAGACGAUGAAACAACUUUGAAAGAAUCCAGAUACUUGCGCUAAUCAAGCCUGGGUUUGAUUAAUAAAAAAUCAUUUAGAAAUUAUGAAAGCUUUGCAUAAUAAGAGUGCCGCAGGGGUAACGUAUUUCUGUAGGCUAACCUGGAAGUUAGUGGGAUACUAGUUCCCUUGCAACAAAGCCCAUUUAUUUUUCCCAUAAUAAGCUCUGUGUUUAACAAAAGUUACACGUUUUGUCCAACAAGUUAGUCUUCACAGAUGAUUCUUUACAUUUCUUUGAUAUUUGGUUGUGUGCACUUUUAUAGCCCACAAUGUAGCUUAGUGGUUGCACUGUUGCCUUUACAUUUCUAACAAUAUUAUUGAAGUAAUAAUUGUAAUGAGAAUAUAUUGCUUUGUAAUUAAUAGGUCUGAUUAACUUUGAUAGAACAUACCAGUAUAUGAUAA